AUGUCUUCUUCGAGAGGAGGGCCAUCGCAGCAGAGUACACCUGCGCAGCGGAGGAUUACGCGCACCCCAACAGUGGGGAGUCUAGGAGAGUCCAUUUUUGAUAGUGAAGUAGUGCCCUCAUCCUUGGUGGAAAUUGCGCCCAUUCUUCGUGUUGCCAAUGAAGUGGAGCCUAGCAACCCCCGAGUCGCCUACCUCUGUAGAUUUUAUGCUUUUGAAAAGGCGCAUAGGCUGGACCCCACUUCGAGCGGACGUGGUGUUCGACAAUUUAAAACAGCUCUUUUACAACGUCUUGAAAGGGAGAAUGAUCCUACUUUAAUGGGCAGAGUGAAAAAAAGUGAUGCACGAGAAAUGCAGAGCUUUUAUCAGCAUUACUACAAAAAGUAUAUCCAAGCUUUACAAAAUGCUGCAGACAAAGCUGAUCGCGCACAGCUCACAAAAGCAUACCAAACAGCUAAUGUUCUGUUUGAGGUUUUGAAAGCAGUCAAUCAGACCCAAGCCGUGGAAGUUGAUCGUGAGGUAUUAGAAACCCAUGAUAAAGUUGCAGAGAAGACAGAGAUUUAUGUCCCUUAUAACAUUCUACCUCUUGAUCCUGAUAGUGCCAAUCAGGCAAUCAUGAAAUACCCGGAGAUUCAAGCAGCUGUACAUGCGCUUCGUAACACUAGAGGUCUUCCAUGGCCUAAGGAUUACAAAAACAAGAAGGAUGAAGAUAUCCUUGACUGGCUUCAAUCUAUGUUUGGUUUUCAGAAAGAUAAUGUGGCAAAUCAAAGGGAACAUUUGAUUUUGCUGCUUGCUAAUGUACACAUACGGCAGUUUCCAAAGCCUGAUCAACAACCUAAGUUGGAUGAGCGUUCUCUAGAUGAAGUUAUGAAGAAGCUUUUCAAGAACUAUAAGAAAUGGUGCAAGUAUCUGGAUCGUAAAAGUAGCCUGUGGUUACCCACUAUACAACAGGAAGUGCAACAGCGAAAAUUGUUAUAUAUGGGUCUUUAUCUUCUUAUAUGGGGUGAAGCUGCAAAUAUAAGAUUCAUGCCAGAGUGCCUCUGCUAUAUCUAUCAUCAUAUGGCUUUUGAGCUUUAUGGUAUGCUCGCUGGAAAUGUCAGCCCAAUGACUGGUGAAAAUGUGAAGCCAGCUUAUGGAGGAGAAGAAGAGGCUUUCCUUAAAAAAGUAGUUACCCCAAUUUAUGAAGUGAUUGCUCAGGAAGCUGCAAGGAGCAAACAAGGGAGAUCAAAACACUCAGAGUGGAGAAAUUAUGAUGAUUUAAAUGAGUCUGUAAGUUGUUUUCGUUUGGGUUGGCCUAUGCGUGCUGAUGCUGAUUUUUUCUGUAAGACUGUUGACCAGCUUAGGAGUGAAAGGGAUGGAGAAAUAAGGCCUACUACACAUAGGUGGGUGGGGAAAGCUAAUUUCGUUGAGAUCCGUUCAUAUUGGCAUAUAUUUAGAAGCUUUGAUAGGAUGUGGAGUUUCUUCAUACUUUGCUUGCAGGCCAUGAUUAUUGUUGCUUGGAAUGGGUCUGGACAGCCGAGUGCAAUUUUUGGUUCUGACGUUUUCAAGAAAGUACUGAGCAUCUUUAUAACUGCUGCAAUUUUGAAACUUGGACAAGCCAUUCUUGACUUAAUCCUGAACUGGCAAGCUAGAAGGAGCAUGUCUUUCCAUGUCAAGUUACGAUACAUUCUGAAGGUUUUGGUGGCUGCUGCUUGGGUGGUCAUUUUACCUGUUACCUAUGCUUAUUCAUGGAAAGGUAGUCCACCUGGUUUUCUUCAAACUAUUAAAACCUGGUUCGGGCAUAGCUCGAGUGCCCCCUCUUUGUUCAUCCUGGCCGUUGUUAUCUACCUCUCCCCAAAUUUACUUGCCGCCAUCUUGUUUCUUUUCCCCUUUAUCCGCCGUUUUCUCGAGAGCUCCAAUUACAAGAUAGUGAUGCUAAUGAUGUGGUGGUCCCAGCCUCGUCUGUAUGUAGGAAGGGGAAUGCAUGAGAGUGCAUUUUGUCUCUUCAAAUACACGUUAUUCUGGGUGCUUCUCCUCAUUACGAAGUUGGCUUUCAGUUUCUACAUAGAGAUAAAGCCUUUGGUUGGCCCAACGAGAACCAUCAUGGAUGCUCAUGUAACAAGUUACCAUUGGCAUGAGUUUUUUCCUCAAGCUAAGAACAACAUCGGUGUCGUGGUUGUAAUCUGGGCACCAGUUAUAUUAGUCUACUUCAUGGAUGCACAAAUCUGGUAUGCUAUAUUCUCUACAUUGUUUGGAGGUGUAUAUGGCGCUUUUCGUCGGCUUGGAGAGAUUAGAACACUGGGAAUGCUUAGGUCAAGAUUUCAGUCAUUACCUGGUGCUUUUAAUGCAUGCUUAAUUCCAGAGGAGAAAAACGAGACGGUAAAAAAGAAAGGACUGAAGGCUAUAUUUGCACGCAAGUUUGAAGUGAUUCCAUCAAGUAAAGAGAAAGAGGCUGCAAGAUUUUCUCAGUUGUGGAACAAAAUAAUCACGAGUUUCAGAGAGGAGGAUCUUAUAAGUAACAGGGAAAUGGAUCUGCUGCUUGUUCCGUAUUGUGCUAAUCGUGAUUUGGAGAUAAUACAAUGGCCUCCUUUUCGGCUUGCCAGCAAGAUCCCAAUAGCAGUGGAUAUGGCUAAAGACAGUAAUGGAAAAGAUAGUGAGCUGAGAAGACGGAUUAAGUCUGAUGAUUACAUGUACUCUGCUGUCUGUGAGUGCUAUGCUUCAUUUAGGAACAUCGUUAAACUGUUAGUUCGUGGAAAACGGGAGAAAGAAGUCAUUGAAUACAUUUUUUCUGAAGUUGACAAGCACAUAGCGGAGGAUGAUCUGUUAGCUGAAUACAAGCUCAGUGCUCUUCCAAGUCUUUACAAUCUUUUUGUUGAGCUUGUCAAGUACUUGCUCGACAAUAAACUGGAGCACAGGGAUCAAGUUGUGAUUCUUUUCCAGGAUAUGCUGGAAGUUGUAACCAGAGAUAUAAUGCUGGAAGAUCACAUUUCCAACUUAUUAGACUCGAUUCAUGGUGGACCGGGCCAGGAAGGAAAUGUGCCUUUUGAUCAACAAUAUCAGUUGUUUGCAUCAGCUGGGGCAAUCAAAUUUCCUAUUCCCGAUUCAGAAGCUUGGAAAGAGAAGGUCAAGAGGUUGUAUUUGUUGCUGACAGUUAAGGAAUCUGCAAUGGAUGUACCAUCAAACCUUGAAGCAAGAAGGCGUAUUUCUUUCUUCUCCAAUUCUUUAUUCAUGGACAUGCCUUCGGCGCCUAAAGUCCGCAAUAUGUUGUCUUUCUCUGUUUUGACUCCGUAUUACACGGAGGAGGUUCUCUUCUCAUUGCCUGAGCUAGAAGUGCCAAAUGAAGACGGUGUUUCCAUUCUCUUUUACUUACAGAAAAUUUUCCCAGAUGAAUGGAAUAAUUUCCUUGAGCGUGUCAAGUGUUUCAGUGAAGAAGAGCUUAGAGGAUCUGAUGAAUUAGAAGAGCAGCUACGCCUUUGGGCAUCAUACAGGGGGCAGACAUUGACAAGAACUGUAAGAGGAAUGAUGUACUACCGCAAAGCAUUAGAAAUUCAAGCAUUCCUUGAUAUGGCCAAGGAUGAUGAUUUGAUGGAAGGCUAUAAGGCUAUUGAGCUGAACGAGGACCAAAUGAGGGGAGAAAGGUCACUUUGGACACAAUGCCAAGCAGUUUCAGACAUGAAGUUUACUUAUGUCGUGUCCUGUCAGUUAUACGGUAUUCAAAAACGAUCUGGCGACCCUCGUGCUCAAGAUAUAUUGAGACUUAUGACCACUUAUCCAUCUCUUAGAGUGGCUUAUAUAGAUGAAGUUGAAGAGCCGAAUAAAGACAAGUCCAAGAAAGUUAAUGAUAAGGUUUACUAUUCGACUCUUGUCAAGGCUGCUCUACCUAAGUCGAACUCGUCAGAGCCAGGACAGAAUCUGGACCAGGUAAUAUAUCGUAUAAAACUUCCAGGCCCUGCUAUCUUGGGUGAAGGGAAACCUGAAAACCAGAAUCACGCCAUUAUUUUCACGCGUGGGGAAGGCUUGCAAACAAUUGAUAUGAAUCAGGACAAUUACAUGGAAGAGGCCCUGAAAAUGAGAAACUUGCUUCAAGAAUUUCUUAAAAGGCAUGACGUGCGGCAUCCAUCAAUUCUUGGUUUGAGGGAACAUAUCUUUACUGGAAGUGUUUCUUCUCUUGCCUGGUUUAUGUCAAAUCAGGAGACAAGUUUCGUGACUAUUUGUCAGAGAUUGUUUGCCAACCCUCUCAAGGUCCGGUUUCAUUACGGCCAUCCGGAUGUUUUUGAUCGACUAUUUCACCUAACAAGAGGUGGGGUGAGUAAAGCAUCCAAGGUUAUCAACUUGAGUGAAGACAUAUUUGCUGGCUUUAAUUCUACACUUCGAGAGGGCAAUGUGACCCACCACGAAUACAUACAAGUGGGUAAAGGAAGAGAUGUGGGGCUUAACCAGAUUUCUCUGUUUGAGGCCAAGAUAGCCAAUGGCAAUGGGGAACAGACUUUGAGUCGCGAUUUAUAUCGCCUGGGGCAUCGUUUCGACUUUUUUCGGAUGCUAUCAUGCUAUUUCACCACGAUUGGUUUUUAUGUCAGUACCUUGUAUUNCUACGGCCGCCUCUACCUCGUCCUCAGCGGAAUCGAAAAAACCCUAAGCAGCCAGCCCGAAAUCCGUCAGAACAAACCUCUUGAAGUCGCCCUCGCCUCCCAAUCCUUCGUCCAGAUCGGUUUCCUCAUGGCCCUCCCAAUGAUGAUGGAAAUCGGUCUCGAAAAAGGCUUCGGCUCCGCACUCUGCGAAUUCGUCCUCAUGCAGCUCCAGCUGGCGCCCGUUUUCUUCACAUUCUCCCUCGGCACAAAAACACACUACUACGGCCGAACCUUACUCCACGGCGGCGCUAAAUACCGGGCCACGGGCCGCGGUUUUGUCGUGUUCCAUGCAAAGUUUGCCGAGAACUAUCGACUCUACUCGCGAAGCCAUUUUGUGAAGGCGCUCGAACUAAUGAUACUGUUGCUCGUUUAUCAGAUAUUUGGGACUUCGUACAGGAAUACGGUUGCGUACGUGAUUAUUAUGGUGUCCAUGUGGUUUAUGGUGGGGACGUGGCUUUUCGCGCCUUUUCUUUUUAAUCCGUCAGGAUUCGAGUGGGGGAAGAUUGUGGAUGAUUGGGCGGAGUGGAAUAAGUGGAUUGGGAAUAGAGGGGGGAUUGGGGUGCCGCCGGAGAAGAGUUGGGAGUCGUGGUGGGAGGAAGAAGGGGAACAUCUUCGACACUCGGGAAAGCGCGGGAUUUUGGUCGAGGUUUUGUUGGCGCUUAGAUUUUUUGUGUAUCAGUAUGGGCUAGUUUAUCACUUGCAUAUCACGAGGCAUACGAGGAGCGUAUAUGGCAUAUCAUGGCUGGUGAUACUUCUGAUUCUUUUUGUCAUGAAGACAAUUUCUGUUGGACGAAGGAAAUUCAGCGCAAAUUUCCAACUUGUUUUCCGACUGAUCAAAGGUUUAAUCUUUGUCACAUUCAUGUCCAUCCUCGCCAUUUUGAUUGCUUUCGCACGUCUAUCUCCUCGCGAUAUUUUCAUCUGCAUACUCGCUUUCAUGCCCACUGGUUGGGGUUUACUUCUGAUUGCACAAGCAUGUAAGCCUGUGGUUGAAAGAGCUGGGUUCUGGGGUUCGGUUAGAACUCUUGCACGAGGCUUUGAAAUUGUUAUGGGUUUGCUUCUAUUUACUCCGGUGGCUUUUCUCGCAUGGUUCCCAUUCGUUUCUGAGUUCCAAACUCGAAUGCUGUUCAACCAAGCCUUCAGCAGAGGCCUUCAGAUUUCUCGUAUUCUUGGCGGCCACAGGAAGGACAGAUCCUCCAGGAACAAGGAGUGAUAGCUUUUAUAAUGUCUGCAUGCAAUUGCAUGUAUAUUAUUAUUUAUUUAGUC
Messenger RNA from Striga asiatica, 5867 nucleotides. NCBI's taxonomy places the organism in Eukaryota, Viridiplantae, Streptophyta, Magnoliopsida, Lamiales, Orobanchaceae. The record is from the annotation of a GenBank genome assembly.